Myzus persicae (green peach aphid) is the source of this 3084-nucleotide messenger RNA. RefSeq names its product SH3 domain-containing RING finger protein 3 (gene POSH). The record is from RefSeq and is a predicted model, not a curated record. Gene Ontology annotation, molecular function: protein binding. NCBI's taxonomy places the organism in Eukaryota, Metazoa, Arthropoda, Insecta, Hemiptera, Aphididae. Bases 283 to 2763 code for a protein of 826 amino acids. The transcript is spliced from 17 exons.
UGGGGAUAAAAGAUAGAACCGAUAGAUGUGCGAAAUUGUUUUUUUUUUGUGGAUUCGUUCCUCAAAUGAUUUGGCGAUAUAAUCUGCAAAUUAUUUUUCAUAAUAUUAUCAUGUUGAGCGUUAAUGUUUUUAAUUAAACCGAUCCGAGUAGUCGUCGAUGACGGAAUAUUGCAAUACAGAGUGAAUUACGUUGGUCGUGGCAUUUUAAUGCCAAAUUUUAUGAUGACACAAAAGCUUGUGAUAAUGGAUGUUCUCUGCUAGAAUAAAUAGUUGUGCUCAAUAAUGGACGAGAAGUUAUUAAAUGAUUUGCUCGAGUGUUCAGUAUGCUUGGAACGGUUGGAUACAUCAAGUAAAGUGCUAUCUUGUCAGCAUACAUUUUGUAAAAAAUGCCUGGAUGAAAUUGUAGCUACUCAUAAAGAGCUACGAUGUCCAGAAUGUCGAACACUUGUCGAGUGUCGGGUGGAUGAACUGCCACCCAAUGUAUUACUCAUGAGAAUAUUGGAAGGUAUGAAGAGUAAAAAUGCCAUGAUAUCACCGCCUAAAAAACCUUCAGCUGUUGCAUGUUCUGAUCAAAGACCACCAAAAACAUCAAAACAAGUGCCAUAUCAACGUAAUAUGUUUGCAAGAGCAUUAUACGAUUAUUCUUCCAAAGAACCUGGGGAUUUAAGUUUCAAAAAAGGAGACAUGAUUAUAUUACGUCAAAAAGUUGAUUCCAAUUGGUAUCAAGGUGAAGCUAAUGGAGUAAUUGGUAUAUUUCCCCUAUCAUAUGUACAGGUAUUUCCAACAUCACUUCCUAGUCAUAUACCACAAUGUAAAGCAUUGUAUGAUUUUAAAAUGAAUAAAGAAGACGAUGAAGGAUGUUUAUCAUUUUCAAAAGGUGAUAUAAUCACAGUUUUAAGACGGAUUGAUCAAAAUUGGGCCGAGGGAAAAAUUUCCAAUCGCAUUGGAAUAUUUCCUUUAUCUUUUGUUGACUUAAAUCAAAUAGCUCGUGCAUUAAUGAAACUAUCAGUUAGUUCACAACCUACUCAAAGUAGAAUGGCUCCUCCUACUCCCGAAGAAGCUGCUCCUUUAUUGCCAAUUGAACUAUCUGCUGCUUGCCAAUCAACAAAUACCAAACACAAUGCAACUGAUGAAGCAAAACAUGUAUUAGAUAAUACAAAGGUUACCAAUGAAAAUACUUCAUCAUCAUCUUCUUCUACAACUACCACGUCUCCAAAUACUACUUCUCCGUCUGAUACCACAUCUAGCUCUCCUAGCCGGUCACCAUCACACGCUCCUUUUGUUGAUAAUUCAAUAAAUCGUUCUUUACCAACAUCAAAUCCAGAUCCACCAAAACGACAUAGUUUCACAAAUGGGGUUGGGCCUCUUUCAUUAGGCCCGCAUACAUCAGAAAACAAGCGAUAUUCGGCUGAGAUUUUGUCACAAGAUGAUAUUGCUGUUUUUUCCAGUCCAAAUACUAAUUUAGAAAUUCAAUCCACUCAGCCAGUGAAUGGAGUGAAAGAUUCUAAACUUCAUCGUCAUGGAAGUCUUAGAAGUCAUUCCAAACCAAUAGUUACCCAGAAUGUUAGGUCUAAAAUACCUAUCCAACUGCCAGCAAAGCAUGUCUCAUUAUACCCUUAUAAACCUCAAAAAUCCGAUGAACUUGAGUUAAAACGUGGACAAUUAUAUAUGGUAACUGAAUGCUGCAAGGAUGGAUGGUAUAAAGGAACUUCAUUGAAAACUAAUUGUUCUGGUGUAUUUCCAGGAAACUAUGUAACACCUGCAAAAAUAUCUGUUCGUCUACUUGGAAAAUCUAGCAAUAAUUCAUCUUCAGUACAAGAACAAAAAGAUGAUAAUUUGUCAUUUAGUGGUCAAUUAAACGAUUGUAGUUUUCAAAGUGAUAUAGAUGAAAAUUUACCUUUAUAUCCACCACCUGAACUACCACCUCGUAGCAGUAGUCCUUCUGUACAUAGUCGUGUAUCAAGUUGGUUAUCCGAAAUGCCAUCAACAUCUUCUCGAGUACGAUCAGCACCUACACACAAUGUUAAAUCUAUGUGUUGCAAUACAGGUUUGCCCAAUUCAUCUAAACCUACAUCAGCAUUAACUGACAAAGAUUCAAUUGCUGCAUGUGUGAAUACUGUUGCUGGCGCUGUAGCUCCUUGUACUGCUGCAUCACCAUCACAUUCCGUGAGCCCUGAAAAUAUGGCUCAAAAACGUGGAAGGAAAAAAUGCUUUCUUACAAAUUCAGUGAUGCGUAGUUUUUCUAACAUAAAAAUUAGAAAAUCCCCUCCCCCUGUGUAUUCAAUGGAUAAUCCAGUAUUUGAUGAUAAUACUUCUACCAACACUAUGGUCCCACCACCACAACCAGUUCACUCUAGAUCCGAUUCUUGUCCUUCAAAAUUACUGAAUGUAGAUGCCAUACAAAGAAUUCCUGAGCAACUUUCAUUAAAAGUCAGAGGAAAUCAUAACCUUAAAAGUGAACAGCAACCAAAUGGAUCAUCGGUUUUAAUACAUCAUCGUAAAUCACAUAGUUUAGAUACAAAUAAUGGUGUUUCAGUAGACAUUAAACCGCAAGAUCGAAAACUUAAACAAAGUUCACGUACUCAGCAAAAUAUGUGCAGGUGUAUUGUUGCAUAUCCACCAAAUAGUGAGUACGAAUUAGAACUCCGAGUAGGAGAUAUUUUGUAUGUACAUAAGAUUAGGCAAGACGGGUGGUAUAGAGGAACAUUAUUGAGAACCGGUAAAAGUGGUUUGUUUCCAUCAAGCUUUGUUGAGAAAAUUUAAUAAUAUUUUCUGCCUAAUUUAUCGUAAAUAGUUUUAUUUAGGAAUAUUAGUCAUCGUUAAUUUAAUUUAACUUAACUAUUAGACUACCUAAUUAUUUAUUGGUAAAAUAAUAAAUAUAUCUCAUAAAAUUUAUGUACCAGAGUUGCAUCUAGGGUGUAGUAAACAUUUAGACUCUUAAAAUAUUUAAUCCAUCUUGUGUAAUAAUUUGACUGCUUCGGUUAAGUGUAUUUUUAUUUAUAUUAAAAACUCAAUAAAUUUAACAAUAUUUAUUAAUUAAAAGUUAAAACAUUUUGUAUCUUAUGUGAUAUUAUAUAUUUUAGA